Durio zibethinus is the source of this 1335-nucleotide messenger RNA. Lineage: Eukaryota; Viridiplantae; Streptophyta; Magnoliopsida; Malvales; Malvaceae. The record is from RefSeq and is a predicted model, not a curated record.
AUGGCAUUGCUGCCAAUGAAUCCUCUAGCGUUUACAGUUCGUAGGCAUGAGCCUCAGCUAGUCGUCCCAGCUAAGCCAACCCCUCGUGAGUGCAAAUUACUCUCAGACAUUGAUGACCAAGAGGGUCACCGAUUCCAACCCCGAGCGCUCCAUUUUUAUAAACGCAACCCCUCCAUGCAAGGGAAGGACCCUGCUCAGGUUGUUAGGGAGGCAAUCGCUCAAACCCUUGUGUUUUAUUAUCCAUUUGCAGGUAGGCUGAGGGAAGGGCAAAAUCGAAAGUUAAUGGUUGAUUGUACUGGGGAAGGUGUGUUGUUUAUUGAGGCUGAUGCUGAUGUUACCUUGGAGGAAUUUGGUGAUGUGCUUCACCCACCAUUUCCAUGUCUGGAGGAGCUUCUUUAUGAUGUCCCUGGUUCUACCGAACUGCUGAAUUGUCCAUUACUGCUAAUUCAGGUGACACGCUUGAAAUGUGGAGCUUUCAUUGUUGCCUACCGGUUUAACCACACAAUGAGCGAUGUUGCUGGGAUAUCUCAAUUCAUGUCUGCUAUGGGAGAGAUAGCACGAGGUGCGCUUACUCCCUCAAUCCCACCGGUUUGGGAAAGGCACCUCUUGAAUGCUCGAGACCCACCUCGCAUAACAUGUGUGCACGACGAGUUCAACAAUGAUUCGGUUGCCACAAAAGGUACAACCAUCCUGACGGACAACUUGGUUAGUCGCUCUUUCUUCUUCGGACCAACUCAAAUUUCAGCUCUUCGUAGAUUUAUCCCCGGCAACCUUCGCUGUUCGACGUUUGAUAUCUUAUCUGCGUGCUUAUGGCGUUGUCGCACAAAAGCCCUGGAACUUGACCCUGACAAAAAUGUUCGCCUUGUGUGCAUUGUUAAUGCUCGCUCCAAGUUUAAUCCUCCAUUACCAUUAGGAUAUUAUGGGAAUGCACUUGGUUGCCCGGCCGCUUUAACAACUGCGGGAGAGUUAUGCCAAAACCCAUUAUCAUAUGCAGUAGAGCUCGUGAAACAGGCCAAGACAAAAGUAACGGAAGAGUACAUGAAAUCAACAGCGGAUUUAUUGGUGAUUAGAGGUCGACCAAAUAUCAACGUGGUUGGAUCCUACAUUGUGUCGGACUUAACACGAGCCAAGAUCAAAGAACUUGAUUUUGGAUGGGGUAAGGCCGCCUUCAGUGGACCAGCCACAAGUUUGCCGAUAAUAAGCUUCUGUAUACAAUCCAAGAACAAGGAAGGAGAGGAUGGAAUUGUGGUGCCAGUUUGCCUGCCAGCCCCAGCCAUGAAAAGCUUUGUCAAGGAGAUGGAUAGCAUUAUUAAAAUGACGUUAUCCCGUAUCUAA